CAUCAUCGGAUCUAGAUUCUAGAAUGGGAAUGACGAUCGAUUGGCUGACCUUGCUGGCUCUCUAUCUCAGUGCAUCAACAAACUGGGCGCUGGAAAUACCCCAACACAAUUGCUCGCACUUCACCUAUCGACAGCUGCCAAGUGGCCAGUGGAUCGGAGUCUUCCAGGCGCCCAAAAGCGGAAUCCUUGAAUUUGACUGGAAGGUCACAUUCAUUAUACCCGGGGCCCCAGAGGGUAGGAUGAGAUUUCUCCAGCACUUUCCCAAUGAAGAAGAAAACCUGGCUAAUAUACGGAACGGAGGCAGGGCCCAAGUAUUCGCAACUUUGCAGGAAUCCGACAACAAAUUACCCGCGCUUCAAAUAGUCACGCUGAAUGACGAGUUGCUUUGUAGGAACAUAGGAACAUUUCCAAAUUACUCUUCCAAAAACGUAGGCAUAGAUUUUGCAUUGUUGUCUUGGGUCGUCCAGCAACCCCAGGUCCGGUCGGACUUCGAAGAGUGCGGACAGGAGGGCUUUGCGGCGACUCAGCAUGGAGGUAACCUCGUCACAAGGGGCCAAUACCCUUGGUUGGCGGCCCUUCUCGAGGGCACCUCCUCAAUUAACUACAUAUGUGUGGUUUCCGUCAUCUCCAAACGGACCGUGAUCACGGCAGCCCACUGCAUCUAUGACAAGCCCGCCAGCCAGCUGUGGGUCUAUCUGGGCCGGCACGACCGCAACCAGAAAACAGAGGAUGGGGCCAAGUUGGUCAGCGUGUCCAAUGUUCUAACUCCACCACAGUACAGCGGCAAUCCCCUUCCAGACUCAGAUGUGGGUUUACUGGUGCUGAAACAUCCGAUUUGGUACACAAGGUACAUUCGGCCCCUGUGCCUGUGGAGCUCUGAGUUACCUGUGCCCCCGAGAGAAGGUGACACCGGAUCGGUGGCUGGAUGGGGAUACGAUGAGUCUGGCUUAAAGACACGCUAUCCCAAGGCAGUGAGUGUGCGUCUGGUGCCCAGGGAUCAGUGCGUCACGAAGAUGAAAAAGGCCCAGGACUUUAUAACGGAACGGACGGUCUGUGCUGGUAACUCGGAGUCGCAGGGUCCCUGCUUUGGUGACUCUGGAGGAGCGCUGAUCGUCCUGCGAAAUAACCGCUGGGUCAUGCGAGGAAUCGUUUCCCUAUCGCAAAGUCGGGGAGAAAACUGCGACCUAAGCAAUUAUGUCAUCUACUGCGACGUUUCACAGCAUCUCGAUUGGAUCGAGCAGAAUAUUGUGAGAUAAUGAUAUCAAAAUCAAUAUCGACUCACGAUAAGUAUAAUUAGUUUAUAGAUUCAGUUUAAUUUCAUUUUAAAAAUUCUAAAUAUCAAGCAAUAAAAAUACACAUUAAA
Molecule: messenger RNA, 1363 nt
Organism: Drosophila kikkawai
Lineage: Eukaryota; Metazoa; Arthropoda; Insecta; Diptera; Drosophilidae
Product: chymotrypsin-like protease CTRL-1
Biological process (GO): proteolysis
Molecular function (GO): serine-type endopeptidase activity
Source: RefSeq, a predicted model, not a curated record